Molecule: messenger RNA, 555 nt
Organism: Propithecus coquereli (Coquerel's sifaka)
Lineage: Eukaryota; Metazoa; Chordata; Mammalia; Primates; Indriidae
Gene: CUNH1orf185
Product: chromosome unknown open reading frame, human C1orf185
Exons: 3
Coding region: 1-555 (184 amino acids)
Source: RefSeq, a predicted model, not a curated record
AUGUUGAAUAAUAUUCUGUACAAUAUAUUUUUCAGAGAAUUAUUUCAAAAUUCCAAAGUUAAUAUAACUGAUGAGAGAUGCAGGCAAAGACCAUCAGAGGCGAAGAUUAAAUCUCAUUCUCAGUGUAUUUUUAUUUCUCGAAAUUUUCAUACUGGAGCAUUUCAACAACAGGAGGAGCAAAGAAAACAGGAAGCAGCACGUAUAAAAGCAAUUAAAGAUAACUCUAAAGAUGAACUCUGCCUUGCAACAGAAAAGGUCACUUGUGACCCCUCAGAGACUAGCUCAGCAACAAAUUGCAGCAGUGUCACAUUAAGCUUAUCAACAUUGCCAUCUGAUUCUUAUUACAGCCAAAGUAUAGAAGCAGCUGAUGACUGGUUUUCUGACGAUUCUUUAGUGAAAAAGAACUCUCCAAUGCCUUUUCUCACGGAACCGCUAAUGGAAAAAGUAUUUUCAUACCUGUCAACCAUUUCAUUAGAUCAAUCUGGUCAAAAUGUACUGAAUAUGACACUAAAUGAUGAUCAGAAAGAUGGCAGCAUUAAAGAAAUAUGUUCAUGA